This is a messenger RNA of Raphanus sativus (radish), 1431 nucleotides long. RefSeq lists its product as uncharacterized. The coding region runs from base 1 to 1431 and encodes 476 amino acids. NCBI's taxonomy places the organism in Eukaryota, Viridiplantae, Streptophyta, Magnoliopsida, Brassicales, Brassicaceae. The record is from RefSeq and is a predicted model, not a curated record. The transcript is spliced from 4 exons.
AUGGAUAUUCCAAAACUCCCCGGGAGGAAAUAUACAUUAGGGAAAGAGCCCAACCCAAUUAAGAGCAUUUCGUAUCACACGGAUUGUACGACGUUGCAUCAUGCUUUAGAAGAUGCUCUUGAUCAUCGAGAAUAUGAAGCGCUGAAGGAGUCGAAGUUGGGAGUUUUCAUCAAGUUCCAAGAGCUGGAAUUUGAACCGCUGGGGUUUUCACUGAUAGAGUUUGAAAACCUCACUGGUCUAAACUGUGAGUACAUCGAGGACCUUGAGAGUCCGUACUGUCCUUUUACAAAGGAGAUGUCUGCUUUCUGGGAGAAGUUGGGAGUUAAUAUCGAUGCUGGGCCAUCUACUGACCAGAUAAUAGCAGCACUCAAGAGAUGCAAAGACUGGUCUCGGGAUGAUCGCAAGCGGCUAGCGUACCUUGCCAUCUUCGCUGGAUACAUUGAAGGGAAAAAGGUCACAACCUCUACACGGGCUAGUCUGGCGAGGCUAGUGAUAGAUUUAGAACAGUUUGAGAAUUAUCCAUGGGGGAGAGUCACUUUUAAGGUGCUGAUUGAGUCUCUGAAGGCCAAAAAUAUCACGGGUUGUUACACGAUUGAUGGGUUUGUACAAGCUUUCCAGUCCUGGGUGUACACAGCUCUGCCGGAACUUGGUGCUGGUUAUGGUAAUCCCAUUAGAGUGGAAAACUUUGUUGAGAAGGAGGAGAUCGGUGAACUGUUUCCACAAUGGGACUCUGAUGUUGAGGACCCGGACGCGGAGAACAUAAUUAAAGUCAUGUAUAAGAGACCGUGGAAGUGGACCAUGGAUUGCUGGGAAGUCACCGGUACUUGUGAUGCGAGUCCAACGAAGAAAGAUGAAGAACGUCCAAGACGUCGGAAGAAAGCUGAAGAACAUCCAAGACGUCGGAAGAAAGCUGAAGAACGUCCAACUCCAAGACCUCGGAAGAAACCUCGUUUAGAGGCAACUGCAGAGGCAACUGCAGAGGCUAGUGAAGAGGCUACUAGUGAAGAGGCUAGUGAAGAGGGUCGUGAAGAGGCUCGUGAACGUGAAGAGGCUCCUGAAGAGGCUCGUGAAGAGGUUUCUCAUCAGGGUCGUUCCGAUGUUCGUACAGAGAGGAAGGAGGAUCCAAAGGAGGAUCCUAAGAAGAGAAAGGAGGAUCAAAAGGAGGAUCCUAAGGAGGAUCAAAAGGAGGAUCAAAAGGAGGAUCCUAAGGAGGAUGCUAGUGAGGUUGCUAAGGACGAUCCUAAGGAGGAUGCCAGUGAGGUGGCUAAUGAGGGUGCUAGUUCCUCGAAAGUGUCGAGUCUAGUGGUUGCCGAAGAAGUCGAAGAACCGAGCGUUCUUCUAUUGGAGAAAGAAAAAUCUACUCUUUCAGAUAAAGCAAAGGAGAUAGCUAGAUAUGAGUCAAAGAGGGAUGCUGCUCAUUUGGAACUUUAG